AUGAUAGGUGGCGAUGGAGAUGGCGAUUCACGAAACAAAAGUGAUUCACCCACGACAAACAAGGAGGAAGAGGCCCGCGGAGAGGUUCAGAGAACGGAAGUUGAUGGGCCGAGGCAAACAAAUGGCGUGGAAUCGGUGGAGACACUAGCAGUUGUGGAAUCGUACUCCUCCGUUCUUGUGGAGGGAUCUGCAAGCCCGAACCUGAACCCUCAGUUCGUGGUUAAGGAUGGUGUAGCGGAAUUGGAAGUCCCGGUAGAGCUGUUGGAGAACACAGAGCCUCUGUGGAAAAGCUGUGUAGUGGGUUACUUCAUGAAUGACGCUCAGCACAUUGAUUCGGCGACGAAGAAGGACAAUGUUCCGCCACAACCAUCGUCAGAGCCGGCGAAAUCCGGAGGUGGAAAGCAGAAGAAGAAGAAUGUCACAGGAGUGGCAUAUGUUCUUCAUGCUUGUGCUAAAUUAAAUUCAGAGGGACAAAAAUGUGAUGAGGGCACAGAGGCGGCAGUACUUGCAUUCCCUGAUGAUCCCACAAGACAAGAUUAUGCAACGUUUGGAGAUUUUGUUACUAGCGAAACAGAUGAAGUUAUUAAUGCUCAAACUCAAAGGAUUCAAACGCAAGAAGAAGUAGAAUGCCAUUGGAACAUGGAGACUCUUGAUAUUGUGCAAGAGGAAGGCAUCACCAGUGCUUAUGAGCAACAUAGUGGAAAGUUUCAGCCAAAGCCUAGAAGAUUGCUUGACCCUGUGAUUGAAGAAGAAGUAGCUGGGUCUCAUUACUCUGUUGAUGAUGCAACUGGUGCUAAUCAGUUUGAAUGUAUGCUCAAUGAAUGCACCAAUGCUGCAUUUUAUGGAGAGUAUCAAGAAGAAGAAGAAGAUAAUAUUCCACAAGAAUCGGCUCCUGACGUACUGGAACAAGAGCAUCGUGUUGUCUCACCUAGUAAUAACGAUACUGUUAUGGGACAAGGAGAAACGCAGUCCAAUGAAGCGGAAACACGUACUGACAAAAAGGGAGAAAAGAAGAGAGGUCGAAAGAAGAAAGCCACUACGAAUGAAGAAGAAGAAGAAGAAGCAAAUAAGUCCCCUGAGAAGAAGUUCAAGCAUUCGAGUGGUCGGCAGAAAAACAGAUCAUUGGAGAAGGAAUUGCUUGAAACCCCGGAUGGUGAUAUCAAACGUCUGCCUAUGAGAGAUAUGAUUCGCCUUGUUCGAUAUAGAGAAUCGCUGGAGAAAAAAGAAGCAAAGAGAGCUCCUGUUGUGCCGCCGACCCAAGAAAGUAAUACAAACGCAUCUUUUUUGGAUAACCACUAUUAUUCACAAGGUUUUGACGCAGAAGAAGGCGUGUUUGGUAUGGAGGAAGAUGAAAAUUACGUACAAGUUCAACCGGACUCACCGGUUAACUAUCACACGAACAUGAAAAAGACUCCCAGAACUCGUUGGUCAAAACAGGACACACAGCUCUUCUACAAGGGAAUUCAAGCGUUUGGGAUCGAUCUACCGAUGGUACAUCUUCUGUUUCCUGAAGGAAUAACGCUACAACAGAUCAGACUGAAAUACAAGUUGGAAGACCGCAAGAAUCCAUGGAAGAUUAAUGAUGCAAUAUCAACUCGCCGCAAAGAUCUUACUUCUUAUCAUACUGUGAUUAAGAAGCUAGAGCAAAAAGCUGCGGCUGCAAAGGAAGGAGAAGAGGCAGAGACAACUACUGAUGUUCCUGAGAAUGAGGAGGAGACUGAUGAGCGAGCUGGUGAUGGAGUAGCUGGAGUCAAUGAAUCGGACGGUGGAGAUCAAUUCGACGAAAAUGAGGGAGAUGAUGAUGUUGAUGAUUUUUUUAUUAAUUCUUAUAAAAGUGAGAUGUAACAAAAAAAAAGUGAGAUUAGUUUCUUGCCGUGAACGAACACAAUAAUUGUAAAAUCUAUUUGAUUGAGAUAA
Raphanus sativus (radish) is the source of this 1917-nucleotide messenger RNA. RefSeq lists its product as uncharacterized. Gene Ontology annotation, molecular function: TFIIIC-class transcription factor complex binding. The coding region runs from base 1 to 1845 and encodes 614 amino acids. Gene Ontology annotation, biological process: RNA polymerase III preinitiation complex assembly. Lineage: Eukaryota; Viridiplantae; Streptophyta; Magnoliopsida; Brassicales; Brassicaceae. The transcript is spliced from 11 exons. The record is from RefSeq and is a predicted model, not a curated record. Gene Ontology annotation, cellular component: transcription factor TFIIIB complex.